Molecule: messenger RNA, 598 nt
Organism: Atta colombica
Lineage: Eukaryota; Metazoa; Arthropoda; Insecta; Hymenoptera; Formicidae
Product: peptidyl-prolyl cis-trans isomerase
Exons: 2
Coding region: 80-598 (172 amino acids)
Biological process (GO): protein folding; protein peptidyl-prolyl isomerization
Cellular component (GO): intracellular membrane-bounded organelle
Molecular function (GO): peptidyl-prolyl cis-trans isomerase activity
Source: RefSeq, a predicted model, not a curated record
AAAAUUCUCGUUUGUGCAAAGCACGUGGAUCUUCAAAAUAAUAGAUAUAUACACACACCCAUGAUUUUCCACUAUACUGAUGAAUGGUCACGAGUACAAGAUGAACUUGCCAUUAGUAUACUUUGAUAUGUCUGCAGAUGAUAAACCACUGGGACGAAUUAUAAUGCAAUUACGGACUGACGUUGUGCCAAAGACAUCAGAAAAUUUUCGUGCCUUAUGUACAGGAGAGAAGGGUUAUGGUUAUAAAGGAAGCUAUUUCCAUCGUAUAAUUCCAAAUUUCAUGUGUCAAGGAGGUGAUUUUACGAAUCACAAUGGUACAGGUGGAAAAUCCAUCUUUGGAGAAAAGUUCGAAGAUGAGAAUUUCGAACUCAAACAUACUUCCUCAGGUACAUUAUCAAUGGCAAAUUCUGGCCCGAAUACAAAUGGCUCACAAUUUUUUAUUACUACCGUAAAAACGCCUUGGUUGGACAACAAACACGUUGUGUUUGGGAGUAUUCUUGAUGGAAUGGAUGUUGUAAGAAAAAUUGAAAGUUAUGGUUCAUCGAGUGGGAAGACAUAUCAAAAGAUUAUGAUAGCAGAUUGUGGUCAAUUCUCAUAA